Molecule: messenger RNA, 1809 nt
Organism: Cylicocyclus nassatus
Lineage: Eukaryota; Metazoa; Nematoda; Chromadorea; Rhabditida; Strongylidae
Source: the annotation of a GenBank genome assembly
AUGGACGGACGUCCACAUCGUUCCGUUGAGCAAAUCGAAGUGAUCGAACAUCAUAUAGUCGAAGAAGGACGACGUCCAAUUGCUGGGGCUAUUGGUGCUAUUGGAUCCAGCGGGGCGUUACCGCCGUACAGUACCGUACGAAGAUCAACAGAGAGUUAUGAAACGAGAGAUGUCCCUCUGGAUCGAAGAAAAUUGAUAUUGUCAAAAUUAUUCGUCUACCAAGUGCUCGCAGAUUUAGGUCAACAGAUCGAAGUGACCCCCACCCGUAGUCAAUUCUAUAGCUCUGGGCAAGGAUUAGAUACUUCCGCCAGCCGACUGUAUACAUCCGGGCCACAGUUGGACACAUCCGGUGGAAGUCGAGCGGGUCAGCGGGUCGAGUUCGGGGACCUCUCCGGAAAUACCGUUGUCAAUAACUAUGGCUAUGAUGUGCAUGAGAUUCACACGUCUGAAGGCGGUGCCCGCGUUGUUGAAACACACGGCGGUGGACCAAUUAUGGAAACGUCUCGAUUGGAAAGCACAAGGAUAGAAGAGGUGGUCGAACGGCCAUUACCACAACCUCCACGUCCAGCUAAUGGUUUCGCCCGAGACCAUAUGGGAUACAUACCGGUUGCAAAGGCACCGUCCGGAGUGUUGCGAACUUCUUCACAAAGUCAAGUAUUUACCGUCCCUUCACCUCAAAUCGCUCGAACAGAUUCAUGGCGACAAAUACAACAGAGCGAUCACGAUGCAUUCGUCAGAAAAGACAGCUACAGAAAAAUGCAGCAAUCUGACGAACUGAUGGGAUCGGUAGAAAACUCCAAAUCCUAUGCAGUAAGUGGCGAUCCUCAAUCGCAGACAUCUCUUGUGACUCGCAGCUCAAGUCAUCGACGAGAAGAAGAAGAACGCGGUGGUGGCUGGUGGCAGCGAACUAAAGACUACCUCACACAACUUUAUCGUAAUACUCGAGAACGUGAAUUUACUCCACGUCUACUCGCAAGUUUAUGUUGUAUUCUGUUGCUGUUGUUAUUGUUCUUCAUCCUUCUAGGAAUUAUUCUAAACGCUUUGUUUAAUACAUAUUCUGUAAGCGAAUUCUUACUAUAUCCACCAGUCUGUGACGAUUGUCGUCGGAAAGAUCCGAACGGAUACUCAGCAUCGCUGCCAUCGUCUGUCUUCGUUCAUUUUUAUUCUCCACAACAAGCGCACUUCGAAUUGCGCGGAAAUUCGCCAUUUAAGAGCAAUUCAUUCACUGCCAUUGACUUCCAAACGGGUUACAUAGCCAUUGCCGAUCAUGCCUUGACGGAUGCGAAUGGUCGACAUACGGUAUGCUUCAUUAUGCCACUGGAUCGGUCAGCUAUCCCAAGUAUGGAUGCUUUGAAGGAAGCUGUUAGUGAUAGUGACUACGAGAUCCAAGCACAUUUUGGAUGGCAAGAGUUUUGGCAGUUUGACGCAGAACCUAUAGAGCCGGUUGCCGCAAACUCCAAAUUCACGGACAAAAUCGAAGACUGUACCAAUGCCAAGUGGUAUUUCUUGAAGCAAGCGGUUCAUAGUAGAGAUGCCUCUUGCUCUGACUGCUAUGACUUUUGUCUUCCCGACUGGGCAGUGGUACGAAAAGAGAAGUAUGAAGAUCAGAGUACGAUUGGAGUGCGACGACUGGACUGCUUCCGAUUGUACGUUCCAGAGUGGAGAAACUUUAGGGUUGAAACUGACCCAUCCGGUGGACAUUUCCAGUAUCCUUUGGCUAGCCAUGACACAAAGAGAGACAAGAGCGGUAAUUGGGUUUCUUGGGUGCCCACAAACUACGCUCAGUCAAGAACCCGGAGAAGAGUUUAA